This is a messenger RNA of Portunus trituberculatus (swimming crab), 4887 nucleotides long. Its product is annotated as extracellular serine/threonine protein CG31145-like. NCBI's taxonomy places the organism in Eukaryota, Metazoa, Arthropoda, Malacostraca, Decapoda, Portunidae. Gene Ontology annotation, biological process: protein phosphorylation. Gene Ontology annotation, cellular component: Golgi apparatus. The record is from RefSeq and is a predicted model, not a curated record. Gene Ontology annotation, molecular function: protein serine/threonine kinase activity.
AUGUGUCAUUUUGAAAUGUCAAUCCAAGAUUAUAGAAGACUAAGACCAGCACAGGAGGUGAAGUAACGACGUGCGGUGAUACAGAUGUCUGGCACUGCGUGUGGUGCCGGGCCGGCCUGGAGAGGGCGGAGCAUCAGCUCUCUCGGCUACCAGCUGGUUGUUCGAGUUGCCACACUCAGUUGUUGCCGACCCUCGCGAUCCAACAGUAGCGGUACAGUUGGCUCCCGCCGCCACCCGGCCCACUGCUUGAGACACGCGCGUCAUCUCCGCAAACCACGUUAAUACAAAAAAAAUAAAUAAACUCAGUGCGUUUACCAUCAUAGAUGAGCAACGUUUCAAUUCAUGACCAACAUGUUCAGUGUCAGUGAUUUAUGAAUUAAAACACAAAACUUGAAACACCAGUGUGUGAGGUAGUGAGGCGGGGCUCGGCCACCUGUGAGGGACGCGAGUGGCCCUCCCUCCCUCCAUUCCUACAUUGCCACUCAGCUGCAUCAAAGAAACAUGAUGAUUCGAUAUAUUAUUACGAUAUUUUUGCGACCUUCAAGAACAUACGAAGUCCCUGAAAUAUAUUUGAUGCACAAUGACUAUUAACAUAAAAUAUAAGAACAGUAAUUUAUUUCAACAGAGGAAAAACAAUUUCAAGUUAUGAAUUAAAAUUCCAAGAACGAUGUAAUGAGUAAGAAAAGCAGAAUGUUGACUGACUCUUAAUUAAAGACUGUAGGGACUGCAGCCUCCAGUCAUCGGUCAGUAGUUUACUGCUCCUUCUCACCAAGAUUAAGAGGACACUGUCCAAGUCUCCCGGGAGGAGGGCCGCUUGCAGGAGCGAGAGUAGAUAAUCCAAGGGACAGCCAUCGAGCCGCUGCGUUCUGGUUAUGGUGCUGCAGCCGCCCUUGUGAAUGUGGACUAUUGUGAGAUACAUGCGGCUGAGUUUAGCCUUGGAAAAUAACAUGAUGACUCGAGAUAGAUAAAUACAAUGCACUCCUCAUUAUCCUAAUCAGCUCCAUGACUCGUCUUUGAUCAGGACCACGAACUUUUCUGAUAAACACAAUUUCUUCCAUUAGCACUUAUUCACAAAUUAGUCUGUUUUGAAAAUGAAGCUAAAAAAGAGAAUCAUAUUAGCGGCGGUGACAAGCAUGGUACUGGUGACAGUAGUGCUGCUGCUCGACGUGGAGAACCGCCUAUCAUACCCAGGUAACUUCAACGUGCAGGCUGAAGUGCCAGUCAAAUACUCCUUCCGCCAACGUCACUUGCAGCGAAUGAGUAAUGGAUCUCGAGAUGCGUCUCUUGCGGUCUCUGCCUCGGGACAGUUAAGCGCCGCGAGUGACGAUCCUGCCCACCCAUCCCCUGCGGGUGGCGAAACUGUGCUGAGGGAAGAUCCAACGGGUGUCAGUAAGGAUCAGCAGGCCAUUGGUACAGAGCCUCCAGACCCUUAUCUCGACCUCCAGGAGAUUGUGGCGAAAGUGAAGAAGCUCAGCAAGAGAAGUGGUCGCGCUAAAUACCAUUGGAAUCCUACCGUUGGGGAGCUGCUGGGGAGGGACUCAAGAGAAAACGCAACACUCUGGGACAACUUUCACCUCAGUAUAUCUCAGGAUGAGUUGUACGGCACUAGAGAUCCGACCGUCAACAGGCUGCUGCAGUACAUGACGACCCUACCCAUCUCUCACAUCAGUCAGAAGGAGGGUGGCACGCAGAUCAAGCUGACGAUAGAGUUCAUUGGGGGACGAGCUCUCUUCAAGCCCAUGCGGCACCCUCGAGAGCAGCAGACCCUCAAGAACCAAUUCUACUUCACUGACUUCGAGCGACACAACGCCGAGAUUGCCGCCUUCCACCUCGACAGAUUGCUCGGGUUCCGCCGCGCCGUGCCAACCGUGGGCCGCACCGUCAACAUCACACGAGAACUGUAUAUGCUGGCCAAGGGUGACCUACUCAAGACCUUCUUCUUCUCGCCGGAGAAGAACCAUUGCUUCCACGGCAAGUGCAGCUACUUCUGCGACACUGCCCACGCCAUCUGUGGCAGCCCCGACAUGUUGGAGGGUUCGUUUGCAGUAUUCCUGCCUGGGGACACUGAGGUGCCGAGAGUACGAUGGCGUCACCCAUGGAGGCGGAGCUACAGCAGGCGACGCAAGGCACAGUGGGAGGAAGAUAAUGAGUACUGCAAGUCUGUGAAGGAGACGCACCCCUACAGCGAAGGCCGGCGCCUGCUGGACAUCGUAGACAUGUCUGUACUGGACUUCCUGAUGGGCAACAUGGACCGACAUCACUACGAAACCAUCAAGAUGUUUGGAAACAACUCGGCACCACUGCACCUGGACCAUGGACGGGGCUUCGGCAAGGCUUUCCAUGACGAGUUAUCCAUUCUGGCCCCGUUGUACCAGUGUUGCGUCCUCCGGCACUCCACUCUCGCCUCCCUCCUCAGGUUCCACACGGGGCCUGAGCGAUUGAGCUCCGCCAUGCUGACUUCCAUGGCCUCUGACCCUCUCCAGCCCGUGUUGUGGCCACCCCACCUCGCCGCCCUGGACCGCCGCCUUAACAUCGUCCUGCAGGUGACGCGAAAGUGCCUGGAGGGUGCCGAGGAUCCCUACCGCGUCAUAAUAGAGGACUUUCACUGAAUGUGACAUACUGACAAACAUUUGCAAACAUGGAUAUUAAUAAAAAAAAAUCUGCUAAGUCUGCUUCUGCUUUCAAUAAAAUCGCUAUCACAAUGUAUUCUGUGUACGCCACGAUGAUGAAGUGCACGAUGCAGAUAAGGCAGAUGUGAUUUCAGUCAUUCGAAUCAGAGGAACUAAGAAAAUCGAUGAGAUACCGAGUGAGCGGAACACAUCACACCAAAGUGAGUUUCCAUAGGUCAAUGUGUAAUAGACUACUACGUAGAUAUAAAUCCUAAUGCCAAGGAUUCUUUAAUCCUACAACAUUCUUGCAGAAUAUCUGUUAAUGAAAAAAAAGUGAGAACUGGAAAGCAGGGAAUUCAAACAUAUGGGUGCAGCUUUAUGUCAUGUUCAUGACAGUCAAGGGCCAAGACUUGGAGAGGACUAACUUCGUGAUGUUGCGCAAUGGAAGAAAAAUAUACUAAUGGAAAAAAGAACGGUUACGUCCCACUGCUGGCAUGCAUUUGCAAAUUCUUGCAAUGACUAGAUUCUCGAAACCUUCAAAGAUGAUGAAAGGAUAUGAGUCACAAAAUGAAAGAUAAAGCCAGACUCUAAUCGCUAAUUACAGUACCCAUCAAACUAGUCACCCUUUGGUUGUGGGGACACAUGAACGAUAAAUACUGCUUUGCUUAUGCUACUCUCUCAUGGCAGACGGAGUAAAAAACAAAAGAGAAAAAUUAAGUAAUUAGAUCAGUGAUUGUUAGGAAAUAAUUUGGAUUCAGGAAUAUACAAUAAUAUAUAGUGCAACAUUAAUGACAUUGCUAAAAUAAAACUGCUCCAAUGAAUACAGCCCUAGUAACAGAUGAACCUUAACACCUGUGAUUAAGUGCACACCUGUGAUUAAGUGCAUCAUGAAAAUAAAACAAAUACGGAUCGAAAAAUUCACACACGUCGUUGAAUGAUGGAUGACCCAAAUGUGCAUGAUGAUUUUUUCUUUUUUUUCCGGUAAGAAAUAUCUUGAGUUACUCUGGAAAGCACAACACGCAGGGCACAUCUACAGACCACCGUCUCAGGAUAGUCUUCUGGUAAAUUUACGUUGGAGAGAUUCCUCUACAACCUUCAACGGCCAAAUAAUAAUGUUAUCAAUGUAAAUAAUGAUAUACCAGCUAAAAAUGCAUUGUUUUGGAGAGCAAAAAGGUUAAGCUAAUUUUAAACUAAACAUUUGUAAUAGAGAAAAAAAUACCUUCAUAUUAUUUGGUUAAGGAGAAAUCACCCAUAUAUGUGUGUAAGGAAGGAGAAGUCACCUAUUUAUGUGUGUUAGGAGGCUCAGUGUGGGCACCUCGUGAGGCUUUGUAUCAUGAAUGUAGGGAACUAGAGCUCUGUAAGCUGUAUUUCCUGGAAAGAUGUGUGUAAAAAUUGUGAACCAUGUAUCUCAACACUGAUCAAUACCGUGCUCUAAGCACACUCACACACACACACACACACACACACACACACACACACACACACACACACACACACAGUACUUUUGGAAAACGUUCCAGACAUUGUUUACUAACACUUUCAUUUGGUGUAUUCAAUAUGGGUGUUCAUCUUCAAUACAGGCUGUGCAUUUUUUUGUAUACACCAUGACCCAUUCUUGUAAAAUAUGGACGUUAGAGCAACAAUGUGUAACUUAUAAAGAUUUAAAAAGGUGCGUCGAGCACACAUGUGUCAGUGCAGGAUGGACAGUAAGGGGCACCGCAGGACGGCCACUACAUGACGUACACUGGCUGACGCGAGUCAUAGGCUUUCAAUGUGCAGUACACGUUGAAAGUGGGGGCGACGUAUGGCAUGACUCAAAUGCACUUCCGUUAUUAUCUCCAUUAUCGCAUACACAGGACGUCCAUUGAGGAGCAGCGGGGUGAGCCAAGCCAUGUACAAGAAAGCUAGGCUGCCGCUGCUCAUGCUGAGGUUGCGGCACGACUCAGAGCAGAGAGGACAGCGGCUCCUUGGUGGCGUCUUGCUAUCUCGACUGUUUAAAGUUGACAUCCAGCUGUGUUUUAGUGGCUUUUGGCAGCCUCUAGAGCAACAACGCGGGUUCGAGGCCCCUUCCUUCAGCGCCAACCUAACCUCCACCUGUGUCAGUCUUCCACGAGGCAGGGGUGCCAGGGUGCUGCCCCCCAGCGGCUCACACACACGCGCGCCGCCACCAUCCUGUAGCUCUCUCCUACUACUAUUCGGUGUUUGUAUAUAAAUGGCCACAUUAAAAUAUUCAGGUGAAAUUUGUAUGAUGUUUACUUGAAUUUAUGAAGGCAUAUUA